Molecule: messenger RNA, 2950 nt
Organism: Lingula anatina
Lineage: Eukaryota; Metazoa; Brachiopoda; Lingulata; Lingulida; Lingulidae
Source: RefSeq, a predicted model, not a curated record
UAAAAUGAUCGGUAGCGGUCGAUUCAGUGGAAGACUUAACUCCACACAGUAUCCUACCUGUGCGGACCACCUAUACAGAUAUAAGCUUCGGCACGAAAGUACAUUUCGUUUUCGUUCUCGAGGACACAUAACGGAGUCUGGUUAUUAUACCAUUAAGUGAGCAUAAGAUUCAAGUUCAACCAGCCAACUCAGACGGAGCAGCAGUAUCAAAUCGAAUGUUGAAUGAAGAAUGGAGGAGCGCCAUCCCUUUUCACCAGACCAAGAGCCUAAGGACCAGGCACCAAAAAACCAACACCAUAAGCAGCAGCGGUCACACCUUAGCCAAGGUUCUCAUGGUCAGGCACACUUACAACCGACCCAUAAUCUCGACCACCGUUACCCGCAGCAUCCGAAAAACCCAGCUCAAGGCCCACCGCACCCAAACGCACCAUAUAAUGUCGGGCAUAAUCAGGUCCACGUAGAUCCUUCAUAUCCUCCCGCCGGCCAGCAGCAUUAUCCAAAUACAUAUGGAUACAAUGGAACACAGCCCGGAACGGUGCAGUAUAGUAUGCCGUAUCAACACGUUAUCCCUCCACCCGGAAACCAAACUAUGGAUCGUGGGGAGAUUCCAGUCAAUCCCCAUCAGCAACAAGGCCAAAACCACAACUGGUACAGACACAGGGUAAACCAGGUGUUCAUCGUUAGCUCAGAGUUGCGCAUUCAGGAUGUGGAGAACAAAGCGGCUGUUCGGACGGGAUUGGAGUACAUCUGGGGUAUGCUGAAGGAGAACGGGGCAGCACAACCUUUGGGUCCAAAGGUGGACUUCUUUGUAUCAGUCUACAAACAGAUUCUGUUGACUUUGACCUUCAUAUUCACCAUAGUUUUCGCGAUAUUGGAUGGCGAUAAAAACAUCGUGUUCACCGUGAUUUGUACAAUCCUUACAGCCGCUGAGUUCUUCAUCUGGCUUUUUGCAGGCUUCAAGUUCUUUCGGCGAAUGCUUUGCGUAAAAUGUGUCCAAAAGAAAGUUGGUCCUGCCGCUGACGUCGAGGAGAAGGUAAUAUCCGAAACGGAAGGUGCUUCGGAGCAACAAGAAGCCACCAAGCGGGUUCCAGUUGUGGAAGGCGCUGGCGCCAGAGCUGCACAGUUUGCCAAAAAUAUUGCGCAAGAAAUCCUGCUGUACCCAAUCAUCGUAUGUGACCUGUAUGGGUUGGUGUCGGAGCAAUCAUACUCGUUCGGCAGUUGGGAGUCGGUUAUCAGCAUGUUGCUUCUCAUUUUUGCGAUGAUAGAACUUAUAUUUACGUACUCUGUGCGCAUGUACAUGCUAAUCGUCGUUUUCAAGAUAAUGGAAGAUAAGGUAGAUGGGAUUCGGCAGUGCGGGGCGUUGUGUUUUGGCGGAAUUCAGUGGCGAUACGUGUCGAAUAUUAUUGGCAACGUGGUGGUGUUCGUCUUAAUGAUAGCAAUUCUCGGAAUUCAGAUUCAAGUUGAUAACACUGUUCUCGGAGAACUUCAUGUUUCUGGGGCGGCCGGUUUCAUGAUAGCGUGCACCAUUCUUCUCCCCAUCUGUAACGUGGCCAUCUUUUUGGCGAUAAACAUGCACGCCGUGAUGGAGCUGCUGUAUAAAGUUGACAUUCACUUCGCUGAGAUGCAUCCGGGGACGAGAGAAGAAUUCCGUGUGAAACACAAUUUAUUUGUCCAGAAAAACCCCGACGGUUCCCACUCCUUCAAAGAUGACGACUCGGCACAAAAAUUACCAAUAUAUAAGGAACGCCUUAAGGGUUACCAAGCGGUCUCUACCUGGAAGCGCUUUUCCUUUGGGUUAAGCAACAAGUUCUUGGCGGUCGCUCUUUAUAUUUGGACAGUAUUCUUUUCUGCCUAUCUCUUAGUCUCCCCGGGACUGUAUAAUUACUCCGCAUCAAGUGGAGGACUGAAUGAGGGCUCAGUUGGAACGCUGAAAAUUUUUCUCUGGAUCUUCUUUACUCUAGCAAAUGCGCAUGCGUACAUACUAGGCAUAAUUAUCACGGCCUACGUUACGUUACUUAUCACGGCGUUUUUUAUGUCCUGUGUUUGCGGGGAGAAGAAGAUUGCCUGCCUUACAUGCACUUCCUGUUGUAAUAAUGACGAUGACUAAACUGUAUUUGCUGUCAAACUGUUGUUGUAUGGAUAGGAGCAGUUUUAUUCUUUUAAGGUUGUGUCCACGAUGAGACUAUUGUACUAGGAAGUUUGAACUAACUCCCAGGGGAGUGUAUACAACCAGGUUAAAGAAAUAACAUGUCUCGUCCUGGAGGUUAGUAAAUUCUCGGACCCAAUAUACUGGGUCCUAGGUAAAAUACAGAAAGCAGGUGAUUAUACGGUUACAUUGGAAACAAGAGAAGGCGUGAUAAUAAUCUAAUUGCUAUCAUCAACAGUCCCCUUUGAGUUAGUUCGAACUACCUAGUGCGAUAGUUUCGUUGUGUACGCAUCCUAAGAGACAAUCAGUAACACGACUUUAAACUAGACGUUUUUUAUAUGUAACAUUGUGAGCUAAGGCUUUUUUUACUUAAGUUACUAUUAUAGGCCGCAUUCAGAACAGCGGACUAACUAGUCCACGGAUCAAAUAUGGCCAACCCACUUGAAUACUUCCCCACGGGGAAUCUAUUCAGUGUCUAUUAGCGGAUUAGGGGGCAUUUUUUUAGUUGGCCGCCAUAUAUAGACUAGUAAGUCCCGCUGUUCUAAAUGCAGCUACACAUUCAUACCCCAGAAGGUAAUAAUAUAUCAUGCUGUCACUUGUGUUUUACACUAUUACUGUGACAAAUGCGUGUACUGUAUGGUCCAGUACAAAAUGUGCCAGAGGUUAGUUUUACAAGUAUUUACUCUAUUUAUAGGUACAUGUAAAUAUGUAAAAAUAAAUCCCACGCUGUCUUAAACAUAUCGUUAUUGUUAAUAACCUCGAAUAGACUACCUAUUUCGGAGACUGAUAUAAAACAGACAUACA